Molecule: messenger RNA, 2159 nt
Organism: Zerene cesonia (dogface butterfly)
Lineage: Eukaryota; Metazoa; Arthropoda; Insecta; Lepidoptera; Pieridae
Gene: mol
Product: dual oxidase maturation factor 1
Exons: 11
Coding region: 364-1647 (427 amino acids)
Biological process (GO): protein transport
Cellular component (GO): endoplasmic reticulum membrane
Source: RefSeq, a predicted model, not a curated record
CAUUGAUCGCGCGGCGACGGCGCUCUCUACCGGCGACCUCAAACAUUACGCAAUCGUUGCUUGUUUCCUAGUGAUAAUGUGGUGCUUACACACAGUGCGUGCACAUAUUGACACUAUGUAAUGACAUCGUCACAGAACGGAACAGUAAGGAGUUUUAUCCGUGGACAACCACAGAUUGAACAGUCAUGUGUGAGUGAUAUAACUCGUGUGUUAACCAAGUGAUAAUAUGGUGACUGUGUACUCUAUGAUUUUAACCAAUGCCAGUAUGAUGUAAAAUGACCUAAGGCGAAUCGCUUCUGGGAACGUUGAAAUGAAAAGAGAAAAAUACAAGAGAAUUUCGUCAGAUACUGGGCUGGGUGAGCGAUGAAGGGGUGGUUUGAUGCUUUCCGCGAGGAAGGCGGGCCGACCCUAUAUGCCUAUCACAACCGCACCGCAGUCGCUGCUGACGUUCCAGCAUUGGCCUUGAUCCUUGCGGCUAUAACCCUGUACCUGGCGUUUCUUGCCAUUUUCCCAGGCAUCAGGAAGGAGAGAUUUUCAACAUUCACAAUAGUCACGUUGAGUCUGUUCGUGGGUACAGUAAUCCUAGUAUGCAAGCACGGUUCGUCCUGGCACGUUGCGGGAGCGCGAAUCGCCCGCGCAGCCUACCGAGCCUUUUCUCCAGAGCGCCUCGACUGCUGGCUAGCGAUACACGUCGGUCUAGGACACGUAAAUGUUACGCUAACAGCACUAUCAUGGGGCAAUAUAACGCUCGGUGACCCAGGCGUCGAUUAUAAUGAGCAAUUUCGAUGGGAAGAAGCCGGUGCCAUACAAGAAUGGUAUCGAGCUGGGCUGCUGCGUGGCCUGCCAUACCCUCUCCUCUCUGUAGCAGAACACUUCGCUGUGGAACACGAGGGAUUCGAGUGGGGAGCAAAAUAUCGAGCAGCUGGAUACACCACUACUACUCUUCUCUGGACGGCUUUCGCUCUAUGGUUGAUUAUGAACCUACUGCUAGUGGUCGUGCCAAGAUACGGAGCCUAUGCGAUGACGGUCCUCGGGGUGACUUUAUGUGCCGCUGCCGGUGGAUACUGGGCAUCUUUACCUCACGACCCUCUCGUAGUCAGAUUAGAUGGAGCUAUGCUGUUCUUUUCUAUGGGAUGGUGCUUUUGGCUGGUCCUUAUAGCAGGGUGCAUUUGUCUAGUUGUAGGAUUACUAAUAGCCGCACUUGACCUAGUGUGGCCUCACAGGUUCUCGACAGUAUUGGAGGUAGAUUACGAUACCCCAUAUGACCGGCAUGUGCUUAUUGUGGACAGCCGGCAAAGAGCACGACCUCAAGCGCAAGCUUCUCUGCCUACUAGGAUAUUAAGAAGAUUAUCAUCCAAAACCCGCGAUCCCGAACGGCAAGUAUCUAUGUCUAUCGUAAACGAGAACCGAGACCGAGGCCGCGACAAUCCCGCUUAUCAGCACGAACAACGGAAACCUAAUUCACCAUGGCGCUAUCCGUUGUUUAGGAGACAAAUUGAUCGUGCGGAUUCUGCUUCGAGUAUAGGAUCAAGUUUAAAUGGGAACAGCUCAGGAAUAAAGAUGUCACCACUAGCCACCCAAUCAAUACCCGCACAUAGGUACAUACCGACUAUUUCGUCCACAAGUACCAGCGGCAGAUCGAGUUAAGGACAUGUGGUAAUAGAAGAACAGCUUCUCCAAUUUAAUAUUCUAUGUACUUAGUAAUUAAAAUACUGAAAAGGAAGUGCCAACUUCAUAAAGCUAGAAAAUAUAUAAAAGUAUCAAUGUCAAAUCAUAACCCUGAAACGAUUGCAUCUCAAUAUUUAUAUUAGGAUUGUAAAUAUGUAAAUUAUUAAUUAGAAUUUAAGUAUUAAAGCGAUAAAGAUUCCAUCCAGUGUCAUAAAUUAGAACUCUUUUUAUAUACUAAUAAUUUCGACUUCCGUCGAAAAUUAAAUUGCAUGUUCUUCAAAGAUAUAAUGAGUUAAAACGGCCCUUAGGCUUUAAGUUAAAAUGUCUUAUAUAAUCUAGACCUUAAAAUAUACGACGACACAAAUAUAUACUUUGUGCCAUCCUUCUAAAAUAAAUCGUUCAAUAUUCUUUGCUCAAAUGUUUUUUUACUUAUAACCAAUAAAACUUCGAAUAACGAGUCAAAAAAAUUUAAGACAUUCUAUUUUAUUUUC